Molecule: messenger RNA, 7417 nt
Organism: Columba livia (rock pigeon)
Lineage: Eukaryota; Metazoa; Chordata; Aves; Columbiformes; Columbidae
Gene: TMEM158
Product: transmembrane protein 158
Exons: 1
Coding region: 160-1092 (310 amino acids)
Molecular function (GO): peptide binding
Source: RefSeq, a predicted model, not a curated record
CCCGCUCCCACCCCCUUCGCCUGCCCCCACCCUCCUUCCCUUUUUCUCGCUCUCUCGGCGGGAGCAGUGUGCCUCCCUUCCCAGAUGGCAGCCGGCUGCGCCAUGCAGCCGCCCGUUCCUCCUCCUCCUCUCCCUCCUGUCCGGCUCUAAGUCAAUGCCAUGCUGCCGCUGCUACUCCCGGCAUUGCUGGCCGCCUGCCUGCCGCCCUGCCAGGGCUGGAGCCCCUCGGCGGCUGCGAGCGGGCAGGAGGAGCAGGAGCAAGAGCUCUUCUUGCCCCCUGUCAACUCCUCCUCUCGCACCUUGGCCAGCGUCGAGAUGGACCUCGAUGGGGCAGCAAGCAAGGAGGAAAGUGGCACCACCAGCCCGGGCACGCCGGCUGCCUCUAGCCAAGAGCCGUUCCCCUCCGCUCCCACCUCCUCCGGGCAGCAGCAGCAGCAACAGCAGCAACAGCAGCGUCCCCAGCCGCAGGGACAGCCGCAGCCCGCCGAGGACCCGCACUGCAAUAUCAGCGUGCAGCGGCAGAUGCUGAGCUCGCUGCUGGUGCGCUGGAGCCGCCCGCUGGGCAUCCAGUGCGACCUCCUGCUCUUCUCCACCAACAGCCACGGGCGGGCCUUCUUCUCCGCCGCCUUCCACCGCGUGGGGCCACCGCUCCUCAUCGAGCACCUGGGGCUGGCGGCCGGCGGCGCCCAGCAGGACUUGCGCCUCUGCGUGGGCUGCAGCUGGGUGCGGGGGAGACGGGUCGGGCGCCUGCGGGGCGCCGCUCCCCAAGCCCCCGCUGCCGCCGCCGGGGCCUCCUCCUCGCUCUCCUACCCGCCGGCGGCGGAGCCCGGCCAGUAUUGGCUGCAAGGGGAGCCGCUGAAUUUCUGCUGCCUGGAUUUCAGCCUGGAGGAGCUGAAGGGAGAGCCGGGUUGGCGGAUGAACCGCAAGCCCAUCGAGUCUACCUUGGUAGCUUGUUUCAUGACUCUGGUCAUCAUCGUGUGGAGCGUGGCCGCCCUCAUCUGGCCGGUGCCCAUCAUCGCCGGCUUCCUGCCCAACGGCAUGGAGCAGCGUCGCAGCACCGCCGCCGGCACCACCGCCGCCGCCGCCAAGUAGCCUCUCCCGGUCACUCCUUCCCCCGCUUCUUUUCGUCGUGCGGUGCGGAGGGACGCGGGGCGGCCGCCGCCUCCCGCCGGGCCAAACUCUGCCGUCUUGUUCUUGUUUAAAGCUUGUCCCAGGUGCGCGGAGGGAGGCCGCCGGCCCGGUGUGCCGUGGGGCCGCCCGGGGGCUGCCUCGGGGUCCCGGCGUCGCCUCAGGGUCCCGGGGCCGCCUCAGAGUCCGUCCCGCCCUGAGGGGAGCAGCCCCGCCGCGCCACUCACCCCGCCGCCGGAGGGGACCGAAUCCUGUGUGCUCGUUUUAUAUCUUUAAUACCCGUUUUAAACGAACCUUUUAGUAGAAAAAAAAAAACAAAAAAACCCAAAAAAACAACAACGCAGGAAAUAAAAAAGACCCUCCCAUUCAACUGCAUUUGUUGUAGUCGGAGUAGCUUUUUUGUAUAUGAAAUACAGUUUGAGUGGGUUUUUUCUUUAUUUACAGAAGUCUCUUUGGCAGGAUUGAGAACUGAAGCAGUAUAUAUAUAUAUAUAUAUAUAUAUAUAUAUAUAUGUAGUUAUUGAUGAAGCUGAACUUUAACAAAGCUUUUUCACUGUAUUUCCCAGUUGAGAUAGUGUGUAUUUAUUAUUGUAGCUCUGCGUUAUUUGGCUUUUAAUACAGAGAUUUUCUUUCUGGAGCCACCGUAGCCUUUUGUCAGUCUGUUUUCGCCAGGGUGGAAUGGGGGGUUCAGCCGAUUUCCCCAUCUGCAAACCAGCUGCAAAGCAACUCUUUGCCCAUGAGAUGACUUUGGGGUUGGUGGUAGAAAAAGGGGAAUUCCAAACCCUUUCUGAAUGGCGUUUGCCCUAUGCGUACUGUCGAUCUACAUCAGGGUGGUGUGGGAUGGGGAACGUGUCUGUGGCAGAGAUCUUCCAAGGCGAUUUACUUAGUCCAGCUCCACACAUUAUGUCUCUCUCCUUGUCUUGAGGUUGUGUGGUUUCGGUCCUGGGAAGAUGAGACCCACUUGUUCAGAUGGGUUAAAAGGAGUCCGGGGGCGAGACUCUGAUUUCCACAAAGUGCACUCCUCAAAAACAAUUCAGCUGCAGUAUAUUUGUUGAAAGCUUCGUAGUAUCGCCCCUAUUUUUCAUCCACCAUUCUGCAGGGUUGCUCUCAGAAAACUCAUGGGGUGGAGAGAAAGCAGGAGCUGCUGGUCCAGGACUAGAUGACAGCUGCCACUGUGCAAGCAUGCCAAGAAGAAAGAUUUGCAAGAUUUCUUCUUUCUUGUUUGAGCAGACAGUUGCAUGGCUGGAAAUAUCAUUUGUUGUGUAGUUGAACUGUUUAGCCUUGUAUUAAGUUGUUUUAUUUGCCUUAGACACAAGUAAUCAGCUGAAGUUUCUAAAACCAAAAUGUGAGUGAAGUGAGAAAGAUUUGCAAUAGGAAUUCUCAUUCCUUUGUCGACAUCAAUGUAUUUAGUUUGUUAGGAACUCAUGAACUCACUCAGGGUUAAUUCAGUGUAUUUAUAAUAUUGCUUUCUUCCCUGUAGUUCAGUGGAAAUGACUGGAGGAAAAGUCUGGAGGGAUUAAAUUCUUAGGAUUCCUGUUUUUUAAAUUGAGAACAAAAUAAGACAAAUGCGUGCUCUGUGUGUGUGCUAUCUGGAAAAAAAAAUGCAGAGAGAAAAAGAUUGACAAACAGCAGAAAUUAAUCAAGAUUUCAAAAUGUUUCCUGUUACUGGACUACCUCUACACCCACUGUUUCUCCUGUUGAUACACCCACUGUUUCUCUUACCGAUCUUGAUGAGCACAUCACUCCAGUAAAUAUUGCAGUAGUGUUGUUUUCGGAAAGUAGAGGAUCCAGUCACUGUGAGAAAUGUUCAUUUGACUUGUUGAUCUGAAGGGUACCAUUCCCCAUAUGUGUAGUUUACAGAGCCCAGCUUUUCUUUCCCUGAUGUGAAAGACAUGGUGUCAUUUCCACCUUAUGCAAAUUCUUUUCUGCACAGACAUGCGACAUGCUAGAGGUGGUUUAUUUGCCUAUAAUGCCCCGUGUGACAGAGAAGUCUCUUCAUACCAAAAGGCAAGACUAACAGGAGAACAUGCAGCUUAUGUUAACACCCUCCUGAAAGAGAAGUGCUCUACAUAUGGAAUAAACCUCAAAAGUGUUGCCAUGCCAAGAAAGAACUUCUUUUAAAUUAGGAUGCAUUUAGGCAGAGAGUUUUUUCUUUUGCAUGAGACACAUUUAGGCAGGGAGUCAACAACUUUUGUUGGAAGUUUUGCUGGCUUUGUGGUGUGUAUGGUCCAUAGCACUCACUGUGAUCCAGGGAGCCUGUGCUUGAACUCAAGGUCAUAAUCUCUUUUUUGCUUAUCCUAGUUUCACCAGUGAUGUGCUGUUGUUUUUUUCUUGACUUGCGUUAACAUAAGCAAGAUGAUGGCAUUAUUCUCUGAAAUAGGCAGCCUCAGUUAUUAAAGAUUUUUUAUUUGCAGUUCUUACAGACACCUACCGAGAACAGUAAAGCUGGUACAAAAUGGUUUUGGGGUAUGUCUUUGGACUUCUGCCAGUAUCAGCUUGAAUACAAACCUUGUGAACAGGCAACAGGUAACACUCAGAAUAUUUUGAUGCUUCACUUUAAAAGUGUGAUAGAAGGGAGGGAUUUGCUUAUAGUUCUUCUAUAAAUAGGCUUGUAAGUGGAGCUGCUAUUAAAAGUCUGCUAAAAUGUGAAAUGUUUGAAACACGGGGAUGACAUUAAAACCAAAAACAAACAAACCCCCCCCAGUUAACCAAAAAAAAAAAAAACCCCUCAAACAAACAAACAAACAAACAACAAAAAAACCUGAGAGGCAAAUCUUGUCCAGAAUACAAAAACCUGCAGUAUUUUCAGGGAGGACAUUUUGAUACACAAUGCAAAGUGCACUCCCAGUUAAAGAAGAUGUUUCCUUAGAUCACAGCAACUAUCAGGGUACGCAUAUUGCCUUUGUAGAGAAGGCAAGGCACAGUGGGGGGCACAGAGGUUACCUGAUAUACAGGCUUUAGCCUGGAUCUACCUCCCUGAGCCUUUGGGUUUCGGUGAGGUGGCAGCAGGAUUUCUCCUGUGAAGAAGAGAGGUGCAAACUUUGAUGUACACAGCUAUUUUGGAGAGCUGCAUCCUUGUGCCCAAGUUCACAGUGAAGUGACUUAACGGCUUUCAUAGUCCAGAGUGUCGUGAUGGAAAUGCAUUCUGCAGAUCCUGAGCUUUCUCCCAUCACUAUUGUAUCAUCUAACAUCAAUAUCACUAGUAUAUUAUGAUGUUAGUAUAUCACUAACAUCAAUAACCCUGCUCCCAUAGCUGUGGCUGCUACAAUGGCUCUAAGCAGCCCAUAAUUUUGAGUAACAAAAGGCACACACAACUUUUGCCUGCGUACAUGGGAAGUUAAUCUGAAUUAAACCCAGAGGAGUCAAGCCCAGAGCAAUAUAAAAUGAUACAUCUCCACACCAGCUAGUUUCAGAUUUCAGUUUGAGACACCAAAAUGUGUAUUUAUUUUCUUUUUCACUGGCGAUGUAUUGUCUCUUUACUGGGGAUUAUUCCAAGCCAUUUUUAUUCAUUUGGAUUUAUUUUUAAAACCAGUUGGUAGCAGGGUCAGCACAAGAGCGGGAUUAGUCACCAUAUAUAAUCCUUCAUGUACUCAGAGAGCGCAUCUAUAUGCACAUAUAUACAUAUAUCUGUUAAUAUACGUGAGGACUUACUGUGUACAACAGAAAGUCAAAAAAAAAGGGGAGAAAAAGGAUGGUGAGAAAAAACACUGAACAAGUAAUACUGGUUUUCCUUCACUAUUUGUUGGAUAGGGUUUCUUGGUAAGUCACCCUGACUUUAUUUAUGUACAUGUGUUUGUUGGAAAGCAAGGGAUACCUAGAAACAGAGGUAAAUUCUUGUGUGCUAGUGUUAGACUGGUACAUUUUUUGCUGUAUAUUCAGACCUCAGAGUUGAAUCUCUCCCCCUCACUACUUGCUUAGUUAUGGUUCAUAGAUAUAUUAGAAGCAGAAGUAUAUGGAUAAAUAUGUAGGUUUAGUAUGGACACAGUUUCGCUCUUACUUGGUGCCACAUUGAUUCCCACAAUGAAAAUAUAAAAAUGUAGUCCAUCCAGUAUAGUAAUAAUUCUAUAUUAUGUAAGUAUGCUGUUGUUCAAUAGGUUAUCAGUAAUUAAGAUCAGUUUUGUAUGUCAGGAGCUACGUGGAUAUUUGGGGCAAAAUUGCCACACUUGGAUGAACGUUACUUAUUCAGCACUUAGUUUACCAGUGCCUUUUGAUGAUUAAUAUGACUGCAAUAGCAGUACUAUUUGUGCAGUAAAUAUUACUCAACAUGAGUAAGGGCUACUGAACCAGGCCCUAAAAAAAUGUAAUUAAAAGCCUUACUUGUCUGAGUAAGUAUUAUUCAUCGUGAUCUCCGCUUGCUGAAUAAAAGUGUCUCCAGGGCUGGCAUUACGUGAUCCCAGGGGCUGAACAAAAGCCUGGUGAAAUUAAAUAGUUAAGUUGAUUAAGAUUUUUUUAUGACUAAAGAUCAAAUAAUCUAUUUUAAAGAUAUAUAUCUAGAUACAAAAGUAGGUAUUGCAUUCUUGUUCCUCUCUGUUUUUAAGCACAUAGUUUAUAAAUCCAAAGCCAGGAUUUCUCAGUCCAGUGUAGGGGCUUGCUGGUUUGGAAAUUAGCUUCUUUCUGAAGCUAGAGUGACAGUGGCAUUUCAAAGGAAUUUUACUGAAUAAACGUCUUUUUCCAGCCCCCCAAACAUAUUUCAGGAAAAAACUUUGAUUUUUCAAAAAACAUUUUUAAUGACUUUUGGAAGACAAGUAAAUACCAAAUCCCCAAAUGCACACAGAUUUCAAAACACAAAAGAUCUCUUUGACUAGUAACUGAUUUUACAAGCAGAUUUUUAAACAAACCCAUCAAUUUCCAUUUCCUCUUCAAAAGCAGAACAUUUCAAUGAAGAUUAGAAGUGCAUAUGGGUGUUUUGCCUUGCAAAAAUGAUUUUGUAGGAAAAAAACCCCUUUUUUGGUCCUAUUUUUUACAUCAUGCGUAACUGUAUUCUAAGGACUGUGUUCUUUUCUGUGAUUUUGAAUUGAUCACAGCUUGUGACUGGUAAGAAACUAUGUUUCUUGUCCAUCUUUCAUGAUAGUUCUGGUUUAAAACAAUUAUAAAUUUAAAAAAAAAAUGUAGCUUCAUUUGUUUUGUUUCUAUUCUACUAUUUGUUUCUACUAUUCUACUGUGCCAAGGGAAAAAGCAGUAUAAAUUUGGCAUAAAAUUUGAGAUAUUAAAGUUUACUGGAAAUGUCUGGAUGGUGUUUAAUUAGGUUUGUGACCAGACUAGGUCUCACAAUCCAAACACCUUCCAGCUUUUAGGAAGUUUGGAUUCAUAACCGAGUGUAGCAGUUUGAUGGUCUCUACGACAAAGGAGUCCCUGGAUCUGCAUGUUUGGGAAGUUAGGAUUGGAACACUUGUCUCUUUAGUUUUCUUUCUAUCUCAACAGGUUAACAAUGUCAGAGCAAACUGGAAGAUCCAAAUAUCCUGUAAAACACUGUGUGUUUGCCUUGUUCUUAGCUUUUGUAGAAAAACAUCUGAUUAAUGAGACAUGAAUUUGAGAUCAAUGCCAUUCUGAGGAAGUGAAUUCACUGGCAGUAUGAAGUUAAAUUAUAUUUUUGUUCCUUGUAAGGUGAGACUUGCUAGAAGCAGUGGUACCUUACCUUGUUGGUGUCAUUCUGGGUGUUGCUAAGCAACAUGGAGUGGUUAAAACAGAGAUACAGAGAAGAGCACGGAGGAAUAAAGGAAACAAAAAGACAUAGAAAAAGCAGUAAAAAAGAGUAAAUAUUCCAGCAUGUUCUGCAAAGAAGUUGUGAAAUAUCAACUAGGAAAAAGAGGGCGAUUAAGAUCCUAGAGAAUAAGGAAAACUGAUGUAAAAUGAAUUAGGAACUCGAUUCCAUACUUCAUAUUCAACCAAAAUUUUCAGUGCUUUGCUUGAAUAAUUGCUUGCAGCUUUUCCCCCAAACAGCAAAAGUAAUGGCAAAAGAGAAUCAGAGCCAGGUAGGAAAUGGGAGGCUCAAGAAAAAAUAGGAGUGAAACCACCAUACCAUAAAUAAAAAGAGGAAAUACAUCACUACAUAUUGUCGGAAACCAAACAGCAAAAUGGCAAGGCUAUCUCUUGCAUAUGCUAUCUACCCUAGUUUUACUUCAGAUUUUCUCUGAGCUUAUAAGGAAACCAUGCUAAAAGUUGGGGUUUUUUUGGAAAGAAUAUGGUUCUUCCAUCAUAUCUUGCUUUGAUCCAUGUCAAAUGCAUGUUUCUCAUUGUCCAGCACAAGAAUGUUCAUCAGAACUGUAUUAAAGCUUUUCACCUGAACUGAA